Molecule: messenger RNA, 1269 nt
Organism: Xyrauchen texanus (razorback sucker)
Lineage: Eukaryota; Metazoa; Chordata; Actinopteri; Cypriniformes; Catostomidae
Product: neuropeptide SIFamide receptor
Exons: 1
Coding region: 1-1269 (422 amino acids)
Biological process (GO): neuropeptide signaling pathway
Cellular component (GO): membrane
Molecular function (GO): G protein-coupled receptor activity; peptide binding
Source: RefSeq, a predicted model, not a curated record
AUGAACGCAACAUUUGGGCGCCUUUUCCCUGCCAACUUUUCUCUUUGGGAACAUCUCCAUAACAACUGGACCACUCAUAAUUUGGUCUAUUUUUCCAUCGACUUUCUUUUCGCGGGACACGAUCCGGACACCAUAGUGCUAAUGGUGAUGUAUGUCAUUUCUUUUAUCACUGGACUGGUCGGGAAUAUUAAGGCUCUGUCGGUCCUCACGCGCAGGAGAAACCGCUUAUCUGGAGCGUCAGCGACCCGGAGACUGCUCAUCAACCUGGCGGUGUGUGACAUGAUGGUGGUGUGUGUGUGCAUGCCAGUUACUUUAGGACAUCAGGUGUAUAACGCCUGGGUGUUCGGAGACUUUCUGUGUCGAGCUGUGCCAUUCGUUCAGGCUGUGUCAGUCUCUGCCAGUGUAUUAAGUCUGGCCGCGAUCAGUUUGAACCGAUAUUACAGUGUCCACAGUCCCUUGCACGCCAGAUAUUUCUUUACGGGCAGGAAAAUUCUCUGUAUGAUAUCUGUGGUGUGGAUCGUGUCUUCUGUAUUGUGUUUGCCAUUGUUUUUAAUGAACACAACCAAAACGCUCUCCUUACUAGACGGAUUGCAUACGGUGACCGUGUGCGUGGAAAACUGGUCCAAAGUGAAACUGCGCCAAGGUUACAACUUUUUACUCUUCGGCUCGUUGUAUGUAUUCCCUGUAAUCUUUAAUCUGGUCAUUUGUUUUUUGACUAGCUUGAAAUUGAGUAGAGGAAACACGUCAACCGAGGCUAACCACCUCUCCAUGACCAGUUCAGAGUCGCGAUUAAAAACGCGCAAGAAGAUCGCCAAGAUGGUCUUUGCGCUCGUGCUGCUCUUCACCUUCUCCUGGCUGCCACUCUACGCUGUGGACAUCUGGAUCGACUCCAACAUUCCCAGCUUUCCAGAUCGCGAUGAUGAGCUUAACAACGUCAAGCAUCACUGGAUUCUCCAGAGCAGACCCUUUGCGCAAUGGCUGGGGCUCACCAACUCAUCCCUCAAUCCUCUGUGCUACUGCUUUAUCGGAAACUUGUACAGAUCAGCCAAAAGAUUCAGAAGAAGCUACAGAAAGAAAAUAUCAUCUGUCUUCAGUCAGAUGAAUCAGUCAGUAAGCAGUUCUUCUGCGCGUAAUGCCCAGCAGCAGCAUUCCGGAUCAUCUCGGAGAUCUUGUUCCGAAAUAAGGAGAUGUAGGAGCUACACUAUUUUCAGACUGAACAAAAGUAAGAGUUUGUCUGCAACGACUGUGUGUGAAACAGUAUUUGACUGA